Messenger RNA from Lactuca virosa, 771 nucleotides. Lineage: Eukaryota; Viridiplantae; Streptophyta; Magnoliopsida; Asterales; Asteraceae. The record is from the annotation of a GenBank genome assembly.
AUGGAAAUAAAAUCAUCUUUCCCCCUCGUCUCCUCCGCCCUUUUCUCCCACAAUGUCUCUUUCACCACCACACAAUUCUCCAAUCCUAAUCUUAAAUCCUACAAACUAAACAAUCGAAGAACCCUAAUUGUAUCCGCACUAGGAGCCGACACAUUUGACGGAACAACACUGGCAGUCAUCGGAGGCGGCUCGGUCGCAACAAUCGCCGCCGUGAUUUCACUUGCAGACCCCGAGAAGCGCCGACAGUUGCAGGCGGAGGAGGUUGGCGGUCAGGUUCACGUUUCAUCGGGAUCGGGAUCUUUCUUUCGAGGCUAUUUGUUGAAGAAGUCUAUCAGUGAUCUGUUAGGCGCUGGUGCAGUGAAGAAGGUGUACAUGGGAUUUGAUCAAGAAGAAGGAAGGGAUGUAGCAUGGAACCAAGUAAAACUAAGAAGCUUCGGUGGAGAUCCAUCUGUUCUCAAGAGACUCUUUUCAGAAAUCAAAGUGUUACAGACAUUAGAGAAUGAAAACAUCAUUGUUCUUUAUAGUUUCUGGAGGGAUACUAAAAACAACACCUUAAACUUCAUCACAGAGGCAUGUGCUUCAGGUAAUUUAAGGGAUUACAAGAAGAAACACAAACGGGUUUCAUUGAAGGCAUUGAAGAAUUGGUCAAGACAGAUUUUGAGAGGCUUGGAGUAUCUUCAUAAUCAUGAGCCAUGUAUCAUUCAUAGAGAUCUUAAUUGCAGUAACAUCUUCAUCAAUGGAAACAUUAGAAAGAAUUGGUUUCCAUUCUAG